This is a messenger RNA of Cucumis melo (muskmelon), 3360 nucleotides long. RefSeq names its product ATPase 9, plasma membrane-type. Gene Ontology annotation, cellular component: plasma membrane. The transcript is spliced from 13 exons. The coding region runs from base 190 to 3045 and encodes 951 amino acids. The record is from RefSeq and is a predicted model, not a curated record. Lineage: Eukaryota; Viridiplantae; Streptophyta; Magnoliopsida; Cucurbitales; Cucurbitaceae. Gene Ontology annotation, biological process: regulation of intracellular pH; proton export across plasma membrane. Gene Ontology annotation, molecular function: ATP binding; P-type proton-exporting transporter activity; ATP hydrolysis activity.
AACAAGAAAAACCAAAAAAAUAUUUUACCAUUUUUCCCCUGGCCGAACCCGAGUUGAAGGAACCUGAAGGCGCUUCUCACUCCUUACAAUGGAAAACUGAAAAAAAAAAAAAAAUUACUGUUUUCUCCAAAUACCCAUUUGCUUCUUUUUGCUUAAUCUUUAUAUUUUAACUUCUAUACAUUUCUCAGAAUGACGGAUAUCAGUUUGCAAGAGAUCAAGAAUGAGAACAUUGAUCUUGAGCGUAUUCCCGUUGAGGAAGUGUUUGAACAGCUGAAAUGCUCCCGAGAGGGUUUGUCCUCAGAGGAGGGGCGUCAGAGGCUCCAACUCUUUGGCCCAAAUAAGCUUGAAGAGAAAAAAGAAAGUAAAUUUCUUAAGUUUUUGGGCUUUAUGUGGAAUCCACUUUCAUGGGUUAUGGAAGCUGCAGCUAUUAUGGCAAUAGUGCUUGCCAAUGGAGGGGGACAACCACCGGACUGGCAAGACUUCGUGGGGAUUACUGCGUUGCUUAUUAUCAAUUCAACAAUUAGUUUUAUAGAGGAAAACAAUGCAGGCAAUGCUGCAGCUGCACUUAUGGCAGGACUUGCACCAAAAACCAAGGUUCUUCGAGAUGGAAGAUGGUGUGAAGAAGAGGCUGCAAUCUUAGUACCAGGAGAUGUUAUCAGCGUUAAGUUGGGAGAUAUUAUUCCAGCUGAUGCUCGUUUGUUGGAAGGUGAUCCUCUGAAGAUUGAUCAGUCAGCACUUACUGGUGAGUCUUUGCCGGUUACUAAGAACUCUGGUGAUGAAGUGUUUUCUGGUUCCACUGUCAAGCAAGGUGAGAUCGAGGCUGUUGUAAUUGCCACUGGUGUCCAUACCUUCUUUGGGAAGGCUGCUCAUUUGGUUGAUAGCACAAAUCAAGUGGGACACUUCCAAAAGGUUUUGACUGCCAUUGGAAACUUCUGUAUUUGCUCGAUCGCCCUGGGGAUGGUGAUAGAGAUCGUAGUGAUGUAUCCAAUUCAACAUCGUAGAUAUAGAGAUGGGAUUAACAAUCUCUUGGUGCUUCUCAUUGGAGGGAUUCCAAUUGCCAUGCCAACAGUGUUGUCAGUUACAAUGGCUAUUGGUUCUCAUAGGCUAUCCCAACAAGGUGCCAUUACAAAGAGAAUGACAGCCAUUGAAGAGAUGGCUGGGAUGGACGUACUUUGCAGUGAUAAGACAGGAACACUAACUCUCAACAAGCUUACUGUUGAUAAAUCCAUGAUUGAGGUGUUCGUAAGAGAUGUAGACAAAGAUAAUUUGGUUCUGCUUGGAGCUAGAGCUUCCAGGGUUGAGAAUCAAGAUGCUAUUGAUGCUUGCAUUGUUGGAAUGCUUGGUGAUCCUAAGGAGGCCAGAGAAGGCAUUAAAGAAGUCCAUUUCUUGCCCUUCAACCCAGUUGACAAGCGUACAGCUAUUACAUAUAUUGACAAUGAUGGCAACUGGCAUCGAGUUAGCAAAGGAGCACCGGAGCAGAUUAUCGAACUUUGCGACCUCCGAGAUGAUAUCAAGAAGAAGGCUCAUUCAAUCAUCGACAAAUUUGCCGAUCGUGGUCUUCGUUCACUCGCUGUUUGCCGACAAACCGUUCCAGAGAAAACCAAAGAGAGUGCUGGAGGACCAUGGCAAUUUGUUGGUCUGUUGCCUCUCUUUGAUCCCCCAAGGCAUGACAGUGCAGAGACAAUUCGAAGGGCACUAAAUCUCGGUGUCAACGUUAAGAUGAUCACUGGUGAUCAAUUGGCAAUUGGAAAAGAAACAGGGCGUAGACUUGGAAUGGGCACGAACAUGUACCCAUCUUCCUCACUUCUUGGACAAAGCAAGGAUGAGUCAAUUGCUUCUUUGCCUGUUGAUGAGCUCAUUGAGAAAGCUGACGGAUUUGCAGGAGUCUUCCCUGAACACAAAUAUGAAAUUGUGAGGAGGCUUCAAGAGAGGAAGCAUAUUUGUGGAAUGACAGGAGAUGGUGUGAAUGAUGCUCCAGCUUUGAAGAAAGCAGACAUAGGAAUUGCAGUUGCUGAUGCAACUGAUGCUGCAAGAAGCGCUUCUGAUAUAGUCUUGACAGAGCCAGGAUUGAGCGUAAUCGUGAGCGCUGUUUUAACAAGCAGAGCCAUUUUCCAAAGAAUGAAAAACUACACCAUUUAUGCAGUCUCAAUCACCAUCCGUAUUGUACUUGGAUUUUUGCUAAUUGCACUCAUUUGGAAAUUUGACUUCUCCCCUUUCAUGGUUUUAAUCAUAGCCAUUCUCAAUGAUGGUACCAUCAUGACCAUCUCUAAAGAUAGGGUAAAACCCUCUCCUCUUCCUGAUUCAUGGAAGCUACGUGAGAUCUUUGCAACUGGCAUUGUCUUGGGAUCAUACUUAGCUGUUAUGACCGUUGUUUUCUUCUGGAUUGCUAACGCUACUGAUUUCUUUACGGACAAAUUUGGUGUACAUUCUAUUAGAGGAAGUGGUGGUGAGCUCACAGCAGCUGUGUAUCUUCAAGUCAGUACAGUAAGUCAAGCACUCAUCUUUGUGACAAGAUCUCGAAGCUGGUCGUUUAUCGAACGCCCUGGUCUGCUCUUAGUGUUCGCUUUCUUUGUAGCACAACUGGUGGCUACCUUGAUUGCUGUGUACGCCAACUGGGGCUUCGCUGAUAUGAAAGGAAUUGGGUGGGGAUGGGCAGGAGUUAUCUGGAUUUACAGCGUAGUCUUCUACAUUCCUCUUGACGUUCUCAAGUUUGCCACUAGAUAUGCUUUGAGUGGCAAGGCUUGGAAUAACAUGAUCCAAAAUAGGACUGCUUUCACAUCAAAGAAGGAUUAUGGCAUUGGCGAGAGGGAGGCUCAAUGGGCUGCAGCUCAACGUACCCUCCAUGGCCUACAGCCUCCUGAAACAUCUGACCUCUUCAAUGACAAAACCAACUACAGGGAGCUGUCCGAAAUCGCCGAGCAAGCCAAGAAGCGUGCUGAAGUCGCCAGGUUGAGGGAGCUUCAUACAUUGAAAGGACAUGUUGAAUCAGUGGUGAAACUAAAGGGAUUGGAUAUUGAAACUAUACAACAACACUACACUGUUUGAAGAUGAAGAUGAAUGGUAAAGAGAAAUUUGAGGCGGCGGAAAAGGUGACCGCCGGCGACAGCAACAAGACGUAGAAAUCAUAAAAGAAACAACAACAACAAAAAUGAGAUAUUUCUUUCUUUUUUUUUUCUUUUUUCAUAUUAUUUGAUUCAUUGAUGAUUGGUUCAAUCACAUUAGGCUGUGUCUUGUUGUUUGAUUUUUGUAGUAGGAAAGUAGAGUAAUGGCAAUAAGUCGCCAGCACGUGUGAUUGUGAAUUUCCAAUCCUAUGUUGGUGUCAUCCCGACACGUUUCAUCGGAUAGGGUCUUAUUAUUCCA